Messenger RNA from Macrobrachium nipponense, 8353 nucleotides. RefSeq names its product transcription initiation factor TFIID subunit 1-like (gene Taf1). Gene Ontology annotation, biological process: RNA polymerase II preinitiation complex assembly; transcription by RNA polymerase II. The record is from RefSeq and is a predicted model, not a curated record. Gene Ontology annotation, cellular component: transcription factor TFIID complex. Lineage: Eukaryota; Metazoa; Arthropoda; Malacostraca; Decapoda; Palaemonidae. Gene Ontology annotation, molecular function: RNA polymerase II general transcription initiation factor binding; histone acetyltransferase activity; RNA polymerase II general transcription initiation factor activity.
GCUGAUCGACAGACAACAGUGAAAUGUAAACAGUAACGCCACUGACGUCGGUGUCAUAAGGUUACAGCUAUAAACGAAAGAGCCUCUGAUCUUCCUUUGACAAAUUACGACCAUUUACGCACAUAAGGUCCAGUCAAGAGGGACAGAUCUUUGUGUGGACAUAAAAAAUUGAAGAAUUACCAAGGUGUGGAGAGGAAGAGUGUAGAAGAUAAUUUCUCUCAAGCAUGUUGCUUCAUUUACUCCAUCAAGACACACCACAGCAUUUUACUCCAAUUAGCAUUCUGUUUUAGUACAGUAUGUAUAAUUUAUAUUGUAGGAACAUAAUGGUAGAUUAAUUGAAAGGUAUUGGAACUUCAAAGAAAGUUGUAUUUGUAAUUAUACAGACAUGAGUGAAAGUGAGGAUGAUGAUAGCAUUGAGAGGGCUGAUGCCCCAAGUCAGACCCUGUCCUUAACCAGCUUUCUGUUUGGCAAUAUUGAUGCUCACGGACAGCUGGAAGGAGACUUCUUUGACGGAGAAUGCAAACGUCAGUUGGCCUCCCUCUCUCGACUGGGUUUGGGAUCAUUACUUCGCCAAGUGACGGACGAUGGCGAAGACGACGACGACGAGGAAGAUGAAGACCACGAGGAAGAGCAAGAAGAGAUUGGGGAAAAGAGUCCCUCGGCCGUAGAUUACUCCGACAUCAACGAGGCAGCCGAAGAUGAUACAUUAGCUCACCCAAGCGAUGACGGCAUAGAUUACGAUGCUGACGAAGAAGAAAGUGGAGUCAACAAGUCAGACUCGGAAUUAAUGCCGCCUCCUCCUCUUCCUCGAUGCUCUGAAGGAGGAACAGCAGGCUUAUCUCUGGCAGAUCGUAAAAAACUGACCACUCCUCUGGCUGCUAUGCUGCCCUCCAAGUAUAUGAACAUUGAUGUCAGGGAAAUUUUCCCUGAUUUUCGGGCAGAUUCCGUCUUGAGAUUUGCACGGUUGUUUGGUCCCGGUAAAAUAUCUAACCUGCCCAAGAUCUGGAAGGGUGUGAAGCGCAAGAGGAAGAAAAGGCUUCUCUCUACCUCUUCAGAAAAUAAUAGCGGUGACGAUGGAUAUUGUAAUGAAGAGGUGUCGGUAACCGACUUUACGAAAGUUUGCGAACUUAAAGUUGGACUCGAACCAUCUCCUGAAAUGUGUGUGGCCGACGACAGCGUCCGAUUCUCCCAGACUCAGGAGCAGGAUCAGGAUAGUGGGAACCAGAAAGGAGAGGGCGAUAAGGCGAACGAACACGACCCCAAUAAGCCUCACGAGGCUGACUGGAGGUAUGGCCCGGCCCAGCUUUGGUAUGACAUGCUUGACGUGCCAGCAGCGGGAUGUAAUUUUGAUUAUGGCUUCAAGAUUAGAUUGAAAGACGAGAAUGGAGCAGUGGAGAAGAAUGAAGACGGCUCCGACAUUGUGAAAGAAGAAAACCCAAUUAAGAUCUGCACGAGUGAAGGAGGAGAUGAAGACUUUCCUGAUGAUUCCUUCCACAUGGUGACCCAAUACAACUGGGAGGAUGAUAUCAUAUGGAAUGGCGAUGACAUCAAGCACAAACUGAAUCAGAAACGGAAGAACAUGGCAGCUGGAUGGGUUCCUAGUAGCUACAACAGGACUGCGCAAGCUUUCAGUCAACCCACUAAAGUUGCCACUUCAUUUGCCUCCACUAAAACCAGCAAGAGCAAGAGUCAAGCACCAGUGGAUGAUACCUGGUAUUCUAUAUUUCCAGUGGAGAAUGAGGAACUUGUGUACGGGUUAUGGGAAGAUAACAUUAUAUGGGACCCAGAGAGCAUGGACUCUGUUCCAGAGCCGACGGUUUUGACGCUCGACCCCAAUGACGAAAAUAUUAUUCUCGGCAUCCCCGAGGACGUAGACCCGGCAACCCUCUCACAAGGCACUGAUACUCCAGUGAAGGUCAAGAUUCCUCAUCCUCAUGUCAAGAAAUCCAAGAUUUUGUUGGGCAAGGCCGGUGUCAUCACAACAAUAGAGGAGGAGUCGCCCCCGCCUCCCCCCAAGUCCCCCGACAAGGAUCCCUUCAACAUUUCCAACGAUGAAGCUUAUCAACCUAAGUCGUCUGAGCAGACCAUCAAGAUGACUAUGGGGGGAGGUCUUCUCCAGCAUUCUACUCCAGUUGUAGAACUGCAACCGCCAUUUGUUCCAACGUACAUGGGAGAAAAGAAACUCCGUCUUUUCCAUCGCCCACCCCUUAAGAGGUAUUCGCACGGAACCCUGUCUACUCAAGGACCUCAUGCUGUCUUUUCACUGACCAAGGAAAUUAAGAAGAAGGCCAAGCAGAGGGAAAAUGAGCGUUUAGCAUCUGGUGGUGGUGACGUCUUUUUCAUGAGAACUCCGGAAGAUCUCACAGGCAAGGAUGGAGACAUUAUACUACUGGAAUACUGUGAGGAAUAUCCCCCACUUUUAUCACAAGUUGGUAUGGCAACGCGAAUUAAGAAUUAUUACAAGAGGAGAGCUGGAAAUGACAAAGGUCCCCCAGAAUUUAGAUUUGGUGAGACUGCCUAUGCCCACACUUCACCCUUCUUAGGCCACAUGCAUCCAGGCCAAAGUAUCCAGACUCUAGAAAAUAAUCUUUACAGAGCUUCCAUGUAUGAGCACAGGAUACCCCCAUCAGAUUUCCUGAUCAUUAGGACGAGGAAUACCUACUCCAUUCGAGAGCUUGAUGGCCUCUUCACUGUCGGUCAAGAGUGCCCUCUGUAUGAAGUCCCCGGACCAAAUUCGAAAAGAGCCAAUAAUUUUGUACGAGACUUUUUGCAGGUGUUUAUCUAUCGUCUCUUUUGGAAAAGCAAAGAUACGCCACGAAGAAUCAAGAUGGAUGAAAUAAAGCGAGCAUUUCCAGCCCACUCGGAGAGUUCUAUCAGAAAGCGACUCAAACCUUGUGCCGAUUUCAAACGCACGGGUGUUGACAGUAACUGGUGGGUGAUAAAACCUGAAUUCCGUUUACCCACAGAGGAAGAAAUCAGAGCAAUGGUUUCUCCAGAACAGUGCUGUGCAUUUUUCAGCAUGUGUGCAGCAGAACAGCGCUUGAAAGAUGCCGGUUAUGGUGACAAAUUCCUUUCUGCCCUCGAAGACGAGAAUGAAGACGACACGCAAAAGUUAGACGACGAAAUCAAAGUGGCUCCCUGGCACACAACUAGGGCCUACAUUCAGGCCGUCAGAGGCAAGUGUCUUCUUCAGUUAACUGGUCCUGCAGAUCCAACUGGGUGUGGUGAGGGCUUUUCUUAUAUUCGUAUUCCAAAUAAACCAACGCAGAAUAAGGAAGAACAGGAACAACAACCCAAGAGAACAGUCACCGGUACAGAUGCUGAUCUUCGGCGUCUUUCUCUCAACAAUGCCAAUCUCUUGAGACAGUAUGGAGUGCCAGAGGACGAGAUCAAGAAGCUGACUCGCUGGGAAGUCAUUGAUGUGGUGCGAACGUUGUCCACUGAGAAGGCCAAAGCUGGUGAAGAAGGGAUGAAUAAAUUCUCCAGGGGUAACAGGUUUUCAAUUGCGGAGCAUCAGGAAAGGUACAAGGAAGAGUGUCAACGCAUAUUUGACCUUCAGAAUCGUGUGUUGGCAUCAGAAGAAGUUCUGUCCACUGAUGAAGGUUCAUCAGAAGAAGAGGACAAUGACUCAGAUAUGGAAGAGAAAGGAAAGUACAUUGAAAAUAUCCUUGCCAAUAAGAAAACAACCACCCAAAUGACUCUUGAGAAAGAAGAACAGGAGAGAAAGGAACUUCAGAAAAUGAUAAUGGGGGAAGAUGAUAAGGAUGGUGACAGAAAGAAGGGAACCAAGAAAGAGGAGGAUGAAAAUUCCCAGUUUGGCUUUGGGACUCCCGGUCGUCUGUUGAGGAUCACUCGAACCUUCAAGACGGGCGACGGCAAAGAGUACACGAGAACGGAAUUUGUCCGCAAAACGGCUGUCAUCGACACUUACGUCAAAAUAAGAACAUCUAAAGACGAAGCAUUUAUAAAGAGCUUCGCUGGCCAGUUAGACGAAACUCAAAAGGAAGAGAUGAAAAGAGAACGUCGUCGACUUCAGGAGCAGUUGAGAAGAAUCAAAAGGAAUCAAGAGAGGCAGCUGAAGGGCAUCACCACACCACCAAAGCAGAAGAAACCAAAAUUGAAGCCAGAUUUGAAACUGAAGUGUGGGGCCUGUGGUCAAGUGGGUCACAUGCGUACCAACAAGGCAUGCCCAAUGUAUGCUGGAAACACUGCGGCUUCUCAGCCAGUCAGUGUAGCCAUCACAGAAGAACAGGAGGAAGAAAUGGAGAAGGAUGGUAUUGAGGAAUCAGAAGAACUUAUUAAUGUUGAUGGCACUAAAAUUAAGUUGUCUUCCAAAGUCAUCAAACAUGCAGAAGAAAUCAAGAGACGAUCACUUGUCCUCAAAGUCCCUAAAGAUCAAGUUCGCAAUGCAAAGAGACGCAGAGCAGGAACUGUCGUUCACUGCGAUUACCUGAAGCGAAAAGAACGGUCGGUGAAUCGGCGUAGGAUUGAUCCUGUCAUUACCCUGUCAACUAUUUUUGAGGAGAUGCUUAAUGAGAUGAGAGAAAUGUCAGAUGCACAGCCAUUUCUGUUUCCAGUUAAUAUCAAACAAGUUCCAGAUUAUUACAACAUUGUCAAUCAUCCUAUGGAUCUCUCCACUAUCCGUGACAAUCUCCGGCAGAAGAAAUAUCAGAGCCGAGAAGAGUUUUUGGGAGACAUUUCACUUAUCGUGGAGAAUUCCAAACUUUACAAUGGAUCAAAGAGCACAUUGACAGUCACAGCACAGAAGAUGUUGGAGCUCUGUAUUGAUCGUUUUGCAGAGAAAGAGGAAAAGCUUAUGAGAUUGGAAAAGGCUAUUAACCCUCUCUUAGAUGACGAUGAUCAAGUUGCCUUUGAUUACAUUCUUGACAACAUCGUAAACCAAAAGUUAUUCUCCAUGCAGGAGUCAUGGCCUUUCAUGAAACCUGUCAAUAAGAAGAAUGUCAAGGACUACUAUGAGGUUAUUCAGCAUCCAAUGGACCUGUCCACCAUCGCUAAAAAAGUAAAGAAUCACAAAUACCAUAGUCGUGCUGAGUUCUUGCACGACAUGGAACUCAUCCUGACAAAUAGCGUUCGGUAUAACGGACAGGACUCGGCCUUCACCCAAAAGGCUGAAAUUCUGAUACAAGUGUGCAGAGAAAGCCUCGCAGAAUACGAGUCACACCUGGAUGCUCUAGAAAAGAAGAUUACUCUGGCUCAAGAACGUGCUUUGGAACAGGCAGAGACCGACUCUCUCGGAACUUCACUGGGUCCCGACGAUGAUACCAACUACACUUACGCAGAACCCGAGCAGGACCUCCCAGACCACAAUCUUGGAUCUCCCGACAACAUUCUGACUUACUCUGGAGAUGAGGACGAGGAGCACGUCAACGUAGUGGACGGCGAUGGCGAAGAGCAGGAACUGAUGGGAUCUUCCAAACGAAGGAGAAUGGAAGAAGCACACAGAACUGUGCUUGAAGAGGAUCUGCAAUUCAGUGAAGAUGAAGAGGAUCACUUUGGAGGAAGAGGAGUCGAAAUUCCAGGGGAGGGCAUGGAAGCUGAUGGUCUGGAGCUGGAGGAUGGCCAUUACAUGCAGCAGCAACAAGGGCCAGACGAAACACAAGGAGCUGCUGAGGCUAUGGUUCAAUUAGCAGCACAGUAUUCCUAUUACCAAGGGGAAGAAGGCAUGGAAGGAGAGGAGAAUCCAGGGGCACUGGCAGAUGGUGGCAGUAUGGAAGUGGAUGCCAGUUAUGAUCCUUCUGUGGAGUUCUUGGGAGGCAUGAUGCCCUCUGAGCCACACGACGAUGCCACCAUCAACAACGAUCUUGCGGUGUCCGACUCUGACGAGGAGGGUGGUCAGGGAGGCCAGCAGCUUGUCCAGAAUCAUCCACAGCCAGAGGAAGAGGAUGACGGAGAUGCGCUCUGGUUUUAAGGAACACAGUAGCUUUAUUAUUAUUUCUCACCGAAAGUAUCAAGAACAUUGUAGAUUCUAUUAAAAUAGCUUAUGUUUUUGAUAGCUGAGUUUUAUAACUGCUGGUGCAUUAGUAGAUUUUCAUGUAUGGAGAUGGACCAUUGCAGUGGAGCUCAGUUUUAUAAUUAUUUCCAUUUUAUAUACAUGUUACAGUUGCUGAUUUAAUUUAGGGUGACAGUUUUAUGCAGACAUAUAAGAAACUUUAGUAAAAACUCACAAGUUGGACUGAUUCAGGGAGUGGUAUUGUACUCUCAGAAAGCCCCAGUUUUUGUAAGGAAACCUUUUGUGUGCAAUUUUGAUGAUAAUUAAUUUGGGUAUGCUAUUCAUUUGUUUUUAUAUGUGUGUACCAAAGCAUUUAGUACAUAGUUAUCAGACAGUAUCUGGUAACGAUACAUAUAUCACAUCCAUUGAAUAUUUUUGUGUAUGUACAUAUUUUAGAGAAGAAGAGAGAGAAAGAUAGUGCCAGUGAUACUUGUGCACUGUUACGUAAUAGUAAUUUAUUUCUUGUAAAGUUUGCUGUUACAAAAUAAUUACGCAAGUAUUUCAUUGCAACAAUUCAGAAUUCACAUACGUUUAAUGUAUAUUUAUUAUGCUUGAGAGAGUAACAGUGUAUGCUGGGUACAUGUAACACAGAAUAUACUAAAAAGUGCAAUAUUCAAAUGAAAACCUUGUCGUGGGAUGUACAAGUUUACUCAAAAUGAAGUCCAAGAGUUUUCAGGACCAGUUAUUUUUUAAUCUUGUUAUAAUAAACCUUAUGUUCUUGUUAUUUUUGUUUCUCAUUAUGACUGAAGAUGGUGGUUGAGCAUCCUUUUUGGGUGGGAAGUGCGUUGUGGCAGAGUGGUUCAGAAGAAUAGCAAUGGUCUUUGGGAAGAAGGCACAUGGCUGUGGCCCUGGUUGUCAAAGUCAGUUGCAAAUAAAAGUAUGUUUUAUUCUUUUUCUUUGACAGUUGCGGGUUCUUUAAGUUUUAUUCUCUUCCUGUGCUCAGUAUGUCACAACAACCUUGCUGUUGCUGAGUUGUUGUCUUUGGCAUAACUUGAAUGGCCUGGUCAUUGCACGUCAUAAAAUUUAUACCUUAAGAUUCUCUGCAAAACCUUCUCCUACCUUCUGGAUAUCUAUACCACCCAUACUCUCCGAGGUGAAGAAAAUGUAGUUGAACAUGAUGGGUACUUUUCUUUUCACCUUUUUUAGGCACUUCCACACUUUAGGCCUUUUUUUAAAUUGCAAUGCCAUUGCUUUAUAAAGUAUGUACAAUGCUCUUGGCAGUCCCAAAACAACAGCGUACAACAUGUGUUGGAGUUUAAGCUUCACUGCAUCCAACAAACGUGUCUGGUGUUCUUGAAUUUGGUAACUUUAUAAACCCAACUGGAUGUUAAAUUGAAAGUGAAGAAGUGUAACUCGUGAGCUUUUACUGAACGGUCUUAUGUGUGAGCAAAGAUUUUAAUCUUGUAAAUAUUUUUAUGGCGAGUUAUCUUCUGUGACAGUUUUCUUAUGAAUAAAAGAUCUGUAAUAUAGUACAGUCAUAUUAGCAACAAAACUUGACAACUGAGCCAACUUUCACUUUCAUUUAAUGCUGCUGUAAAUUAUAAAAAAGUUUUUUUUUUUUUUUUUUUUAUCAGAUUUUGGUAGUCUACAUUUGUUCAAAUCACAAAUCAUUGUCCUUAUAAACUAAAGCCUUAAUUUUGGUAUUAGGCAGGUAAAUUAAACCCCAGAAUCUCAGGUGAGACCAGAAUGGAAAUUAGGUGACAGGAAGCGCCCAGCUAGGGAAAGCUCUUCAGAUCAAAACCUUCCUUGUGAUGUCAUAUUUGUUUCAGGUGUAUUGGUUUUAUUUUCUGUUCCCACAUCUUUAUCACAUUUGCCCAUAACAUGUUUCUUUCUUUCCAGGCUGAUUUCCCUUUGGGGCCAUCUUGUGUUUAUGAAAUCUGUUGACUCUGUCCAUAAGGGUUUUCAGCUGAAGAUUUAAAGAAAUAAAGAAAUAGACAUAGACCCUUUGCUUAAUUUGCAAUUGCAGACUGCUGGAGAUGCAAACUAUAUUUGACAAGUUUCUUUGUGGGACAUAUCUCUUGUGCCUAGGUACCUAAGUACAUUGUCAAAGAAGUGGUUGUUGUCUGGUAGAAAGAGAACUCCCCCUUAGCCAAGGAAUCUUCACAGUCAUCUAAUUGCCACUUUGAACUUGAGAUUCAUCGGUAGGAUUGUCACACUCAUGCUGAAUAUUAAGGCUUUAGUGACAGAUCAUACAAAACUUUAUUUUUUUUAUGCAUAUUUUAGGUUAAGGGGGAAACCCUUUGAGUUUAUGUUUUGACAAAUUGCAUGCAUCAUGCUGAGAUUUCUGUGUACACUACCUACAAUUGUCAUAUUUUAUAAUGAAAAUAUAUUUACAUACUGUAA